Mycena indigotica is the source of this 1809-nucleotide messenger RNA. RefSeq names its product DDE family endonuclease. Lineage: Eukaryota; Fungi; Basidiomycota; Agaricomycetes; Agaricales; Mycenaceae. The record is from RefSeq and is a predicted model, not a curated record. The transcript is spliced from 4 exons. The coding region runs from base 1 to 1809 and encodes 602 amino acids.
AUGCCCCGGACCGCGAAUUCACGCGUCCGCGCCGCUGCAACGUCCAGAGAAGCUGCUAAGAGGAAUGUCAGAGACCAAGGAGACUCAGACUACGAAGAUGAACCUACCCCACCUUCUCCACCACGCACCGCCAUUACUUCGUUCUUCCAUCGCGUCGCUACGGUCCCGAAGAACGUGUCUGCUGGGGUCAAACGCGGUGCCAAGUCCGCAGAAGAGCUUCUGAAUAGGAAACGCCGACGCGAGAACGACGACUUGAUUGACAAGUCUGCACCAAAGAAGCAAUCACGAAUGACGAUCUAUCGAGAGGAGAAAGGCUUAACGAAGAAGGCACGCGCAAAAAAUAUGCACAUAACAAGCUCAUCGUUCUUUGUGAAACCGACGAUGCCCGCUUUAGACAGCGUGCCUUUAUUCCUUCCCAAUGGCCAGCCACUCAAUUCACCUGCCCCAUCACCUCCCACAUCGAUUCUUCCACCUAUCGAGAUUGAUUCGGAUUCAGACAUUGAAAUCACCGAUAUUCCCAAUGGCAGCCCUGCCUCGAUGGACUCUGACAUCGAGAUGCCUCAUGUCGACGUGUUACUCGUUGAUGCAGAAGUCCCCACGGACAUUCCAGCCUGCGAACCUGCCUCUUUCGCAGUGGAACCUCCUUCUGACGAAGGCCCUGCUGGAACUGAAGACGAUGCCGAGCUGGAGUCGCCUGCCAACCUGUCUCUCGCAGCAAUCAACAUCCAGUACGACUCUUUCAAGCUGAAGCUUGAUCGUUAUGGCAGUAAACACUGUUCGGCCAGAGCAAUCGCGAAGGACACAACGUCAAAAGCUGCCAACCGCAAACUGGUGGUCCUCGCACUUCAAGAAUACGCGAAGCAGCGCAGAAAUUUAGAGCGCGAGCGGGUCAUGCUUGCCCAGCAGAUCGACUGCGCAACCCCGCUGGCUCGCUACAAACUUCGCCAGCGUCUUGCCAAAAUCAAGCCCGAGGUUCGAGCGAGUGAGCGCGUUGCAUACCAGCAAGGGAAAACAAAGUACUGGGCCAGAAACCUGCGGUCUAUUGCGCGUGAAUUUCUGGCAACUGGGGAGAUUGCUGAAAGCAAUCAGGGCAAAGGCGCUCAUCACGCAACUCAUUUCGACAACCCUGAUGUCAAGCCACGACUGGAUGCAUUCUGCAAGCGUCUCAUCCCUCCAGAGAAGCCUUGGCGGCCUCAAGAAAGGCGAACGUGUAUGUGCCUGCUUCACUUUAUUUUCGAUACUUGUACUCAUGGAACACCACAGAUCUCUCCGCAACGGCUGCGGAAAUAUGUCAAUGAGUUUCUUCUGCCGGAACUCGAGAUCACAACGACCAUAUCGCUCUCGACUGCCCUUGCCUGGCUCAAGAAGCUUGGAUACAGCAUCAAGAAAUAUCAAAAGGGCAUCUAUUUCGACGGUCAUGAGCGACCAGAUGUAGUCCAGAAACGAAAGGAAUUCAUUAAAGAGAUGCUCUCGACGAUUUUACCCCUUUCAUAUCAAUAUGACGACGUCCCCUUCAACAAGGACGACCCAACGGAUGAUCCCAAAGCAAAACGACCCAUUCGAGAGGUCCCGCCAACGCUCAAAGAUGGACAAAAAAUAUUCUACCCGAUAUUCCACGACGAGACCUCAAUUCACGCCAACGACCAGACUCGUUAUGUGUGGGAACGAGAAGACGAGCACGAGCUGCGGAGCAAGAGUCGUGGACGCAUCGUCCACGUUUCUGACUUCAUAAUCGAGCACUGCGGUCGGUUGUACCUUAGCGCGCGGCGGAAAUCGAACAACAACUCAGGUUACCAAGACGUCCGCUGA